GAAAACAACAGUCGUGGGAGGCGGACGUGCGCUCUCCAGAAAGAAGCCAAGCCGAGAAACAAGACAAAUAGCAAACAAACAGCAACGCUUCAUCGUGCAAAUGCAAACAAAUAUGAUUUAAAUUGAUUAAUUCACAAUUAAUAGAAUUUAAUUCGUGUGCGGUGGAGAGGAAUAACGGUUCGUUCUGCGGCGUGUUUCGUUAAUGCGAUUGUUUGUGCGUGUGUGUGUGUGUGCGCGAAACGGAAAUAAGAAAUAAACAAGAAGCCAGAAACAACAAAAAGCGACGUCGGCCAAGUGUAAGCAAAAGUGAGAAAAAAAAGGAAGACAAAAUAGGAAAUUCGCUGAAUGCAGAUGCAACAGCAACAACACCAACAACAACACAACAAAUAAGCGAACAAAACGCCAGAGUGCAAGUGCAACGCGCGAAUCGUUUCGAGUAUGCGUGUGUGUGUGUGCGCUUGUGAGCGGCGGAAGUAGAAACGUUUUGACUUGGUUCUUCCUCUUCUUCAUCUUCUUCUACUUUUUAUUUGCUCCGCUUUGUGGCUGAUAUUCGUCGCAGCAAAAAACGAAACGAAAACAAAAACAGAGAGCCAGGAUUAGCCCCCCAAAAGCAUCGCCCUCUGGCAUCAGCACCCACUCGGCACCCCCCCUAAAAGCAAAUAUACAAACAACAACAACAACAAUGGCCACUUGGCGCGUCACCAGCAGAUAGCAACAACAAAAACGCAACAAGAGAAUCACCGAAGCAAAAGCUAAAGCAAAUUCUGGGAUCUGGACAUAUCCGCUUCCGCGUUGCUUCUGUCGCAAAAAGAGCUCAAGAAUCAAGAAUCGAAAAAAUCACUCACUCACUCACCGACCAGUACGUCACCACAGUGCACAGUGGAGCAAACAGAUACCGCAUCGUAGGGCAACUCUAGUGGCUACCACUAAAGACUUGAUACGGAUUGAGAUCCGUUGAUCCACGAAAACAGAAACACUUCCUUACACACACUGGCUGCAUGUCCAAAAUGAAAAUGCUCCCAGUACAGUUAUCGUUGAACCAGCUGAAUCCCGGCAUCUGGAGCGAUGUUCUGUGGCGCUGCCCCCCAGCGCCCUCCAGUCAGCUGGCGGAGCUGAAGACACAGCUGCCCCCAUCCCUGCCCUCCGAUCCGCGCCUCUGGAGUCGCGAGGAUGUGCUCGUCUUCCUGCGUUUCUGUGUCCGCGAAUUCGAUCUCCCAAAGCUCGACUUUGAUCUCUUCCAGAUGAACGGCAAGGCGCUGUGCCUACUAACGCGUGCGGAUUUCGGCCAUCGGUGUCCGGGUGCUGGCGAUGUUCUGCACAAUGUACUGCAGAUGCUGAUCAUCGAGUCGCACAUGAUGCAGUGGCACCUGCCCAACAGCCCAGUGACGCCAACCAGUCGUUAUCCCCUGUCGCCGCACAGCCAUCCGCCGACGCCCACGUGGCCGCCGCUCAAUGCUCCGCCCGAGAGCAGUCCCUUCCACAGUUCGGCCCACGGUCUGGCGGGUCAUCACUUCAUGGCACCCAACUCGGUUACCCUCAGCCCGCCGCCGUCAGUUGACUCCCAGGCGAGUAGUCCACCCCAGGCGCCGUAUCAGAAUGGAGGAGGAGCCCCUGGAGCAGGCAGCGGAGGAUCAGCGAACGCUGGUGGAUCUACAACAACAGCCGGAGGAGCAUCGGGUGCUGGAGUCCCGACUAGCAGCAACACAGCAUCUUCGAGCGCCAGCAGCACCGCCAGCAAUGGCUCCCAGCCACAGAUGAUAAUGCCCAUGAAGGGCAUCAGCAGUGCCAGCAGCAAUCACUCGGACUCCGAGGAGGAGUUCUCCGAGACGAGCGCCGGAGUGGGCAAGAUGCCGCCGGCUCCGCUCUCCUACAGCACGGCCAGUCCGCCGGGCACGCCCAUUUUGAAAGACAUCAAGCCCAACUGGUCGCAGCAGCUGACGAAUAGCUUUGUGAACUCCUGGUCGCAGCAGCAGCAACAGCAACAACAACAGCAGCAACAGGCUGCAGCGGCGGCGGCAGCAGCAGCAGCCGCAGCGGUCCAGGCCCAGCAGCAACAGUUGCAGCAGCAGCAGCAGCCCCAGAAGCUGACACUGGAUAACACAGCUGGCCCAGUGGUGGCCCCCGCCGGAGGAUCCAUCUCCGCCCCGACCACGCCCAGUUACAUGUACAAGAACAAGCGCGAGUUCUUCCCCGAGAACUCGGAGCCCAACACAAAUGGCCGCCUGUUGUGGGACUUCCUGCAGCAGCUGCUGAACGAUCGGAACCAGAAGUACAGCGAUCUGAUAGCCUGGAAGUGCCGCGAUACGGGAGUCUUCAAGAUCGUCGAUCCCGCCGGACUGGCCAAGCUGUGGGGCAUCCAGAAGAACCAUCUGUCCAUGAACUACGACAAGAUGUCGCGCGCUCUGCGCUACUACUACCGCGUCAACAUUCUGCGGAAGGUGCAGGGCGAGCGGCAUUGCUACCAGUUCCUGCGCAACCCCACGGAGCUCAAGAACAUCAAAAAUAUAUCGCUGCUGCGCCAGACGACGCCGGCGUCGGGCAAUGGAGGUGCCUCUGCCAUGCCGCAGGGUGGCAGCCAGGCGCCCGGAAGUCCGGCUGCUCAGAACUGGAGCGCCCAGCAGCAGCAGCAGCAGAACCAGCAACAGCCACAACAGCAGUCGCCCCAGCGUCCGCCCUCCCGGAAUGGACCGAUGAGCCUGCCAGCCGUUGCAGCAGUGGCGGCAGCAGCUGCCGCCGCCUAUGGUCCGCCGCCCACAUCGCCACUCUUCAUGCACGCGAUCAACGGUGCCUUCCACUACUUGUCGGCGGCGGCAGCUGGACCGCCGCCCAACUCCCCUGCCCUGAACACCCCCUCCGCCGUCGGCGGCCCCGACAAGUUCCAGUUCCAUCCGCUGAAGCUGGAGAACAAUUCGGGAUCGGGUUCGGGCUCGGAAAGCGCCGGCGAGGAUCUGAAGCCCACGGAUCUGAGUGUGAGCAGCAAAAGCAACGCCACCAGCAACGAGGAUUGCUACCCACUCAUCCGGAAUGCUGACGGCCUCACCACCAUCAAGCUGAUACGCUACAACGAUCACUCGCCAGCUGAGCAGUCGCCCAAGACCGAGGAUCAGCAGUCCACCGUCGAGAGCAGUUCACCCAGGCCCAUGGAGCAGGCCAGUGAACAGGCCCAGCCCGUGCCCAUGGACAGCGAUUGCAAUGGGGGCGAGUCCGAGGACUCGUUCCGUCACAUGCGGCAGUAGGCGGAGCAGAGCAGAAUCCUGUGACAAUCGCCUUUCUUCCUCCAUCUAUCCACCAUCCACCCACCACCCAUCCCCGAGCACAUACACAACAUUACCUG
Messenger RNA from Drosophila bipectinata, 3334 nucleotides. RefSeq names its product anterior open (gene aop). The record is from RefSeq and is a predicted model, not a curated record. Gene Ontology annotation, molecular function: DNA-binding transcription factor activity, RNA polymerase II-specific; sequence-specific DNA binding. NCBI's taxonomy places the organism in Eukaryota, Metazoa, Arthropoda, Insecta, Diptera, Drosophilidae. Gene Ontology annotation, cellular component: nucleus. Gene Ontology annotation, biological process: regulation of transcription by RNA polymerase II; cell differentiation.